CGAUUGUUUGCGGUUCGGCGUUCUGGUUUCCGCGUGGGCUGGGGAGUGUCGUCGGUAGACGACGGGCCAUGUCGUGCGGCGCGCCCGCGGAGCCGGCGCCGACCCAGCCGUGGCGCAAGGUCCUUUACCAGCGCCAGCCGUACCCAGACAACUACGUGGCCAACGCUUUCCUCGAAGACCUCAAAAAGAACGUGCGCGUUACACUGUGGACUCGCUGGGAGGCGAUAUCGGGCGCUGCCGCGCUGCUCCAGCAGAUGGCCAGCGUGGCGCUGGUGGGGCUGGCCUUCGCGCACCUGGACGACGGCUCGCUGCCGCCCGAGCCGCUGCUGGCCGGCAUCGCCGUCUCCACGGCGGCCGGGUACGCUUGGCUGCGCGCCGGCGGCGGCCGCCGCAGUCUGGCCGCCGACCUGCGGCUGGCGGCCGUGUUCCUCGUGUUCGGCUACGGGCUCUCACCAUUGCUGGCCACGCUCACCGACUCGGUGAGCACGGACUCUGUGUACGCGCUGGCGGCGGCCGCCAUGCUACUGCAUCUGGUCACGCACGAGUACGGGCCGCGCGCCGCCUGCGUCUCAGCCGCCGUCUCGCUCAACGCCGGCCUGUUUGGCGCGCUCUGCUUGGCCUCGCGGCUGCCGGGCACGGGGCACGUGUUCGCCUUCCUCACGCUGGCCGCUCAGCUGCUGGCGCUGCCGCCGCCGCUGCGCGCCCACGUGCGCCGCCGCCACGGCCGCGCCGCGCUGCUGCUGCUGGCCUCUGCGCAGGCGAACGCAUCGCUGCUGCUGCUGGUCUGCCGAACGCUGGCCGGCGCCGUGCUGCUGGCCGCCGCCUACCUGUUGGCCUGUCCGCUGCUGCCCAUGUUGUACGUCAGUGGCCAGCGCUUCAAGGACAACAUCUACGGGCCAUGGGACGAGGCCAUUCUGGAGGACACGCGCCAGACGAUCCGGCGAGAUGAUCGCAGGCGAUGCGAGAGUGAAUGAGCGACUCAGGGUGUGAUGGAGCGAUGGGAACGAAAGAGCAACUUCCGGUGCGAUGGAGCGACAGAGCAACUUCCGGUGCGAUGGAGCGACGGAAGCGACAGCAGUUCCCGGUACGAUGGAGCGACAGAGCAGCUCCUGGUGCCAUGGAGCCACGGGAACGACAGAGCAGCGCCCGGUGCGAUGGAGCGACGGAAGCGACAGAGCAGCGCCGGUGCGACGGAGCGACGGGAGCGACAGAGCAGCGCCGGUGCGAUGGAGCGACGGGAGCGACAGAGCAGCGCCGGUGCGAUGGCGCGAC
Molecule: messenger RNA, 1272 nt
Organism: Pollicipes pollicipes
Lineage: Eukaryota; Metazoa; Arthropoda; Thecostraca; Pollicipedomorpha; Pollicipedidae
Product: phosphatidylinositol N-acetylglucosaminyltransferase subunit C-like
Exons: 2
Coding region: 69-974 (301 amino acids)
Biological process (GO): GPI anchor biosynthetic process
Cellular component (GO): membrane; glycosylphosphatidylinositol-N-acetylglucosaminyltransferase (GPI-GnT) complex
Source: RefSeq, a predicted model, not a curated record